Molecule: messenger RNA, 2766 nt
Organism: Syngnathus typhle (broad-nosed pipefish)
Lineage: Eukaryota; Metazoa; Chordata; Actinopteri; Syngnathiformes; Syngnathidae
Gene: scinlb
Product: scinderin like b
Exons: 17
Coding region: 130-2280 (716 amino acids)
Biological process (GO): actin polymerization or depolymerization; barbed-end actin filament capping; actin filament severing
Cellular component (GO): cytoplasm; actin cytoskeleton
Molecular function (GO): phosphatidylinositol-4,5-bisphosphate binding; actin filament binding
Source: RefSeq, a predicted model, not a curated record
ACAACCUCCGCGGCUCCCUCCCCCUUGGCACUCCCCAUUUGCGCCUCUGAAUCGGAUCACUCCCACAUCUGCAGCCUCCGCCGACAACACUUCUCUUCUUCCACCCAUCAUCACAUAUACAUAUCCAUCAUGGUGUCCCAUAAGGAGUUUGCAAACGCAGGGAAGCAGCCUGGCCUGCAAGUGUGGCGCAUCGAGAACUUGGACCUGAAGCCCGUUCCCAAGGCUCUGCAUGGAAACUUCUACAGCGGAGAUGCCUACUUGUUGCUUUUCACCACUUCCGCCCCCUCCUACAGCAUCCACAUGUGGCUCGGCGAGGAGUGCUCGCAGGACGAGAGCGGCGCCGCCGCCAUCUUCGCCACUCAGCUGGACGACUUCCUGGGUGGCGGGCCGGUGCAGUUCCGGGAGAUUCAGGCCUGCGAAUCCAACACCUUCCUCGGCUACUUCAAGACGGGCAUCACAUACAAGAAAGGUGGUGUGGCGUCCGGCUUUCAACACGUGGUGACCAACGACGCCAACGUGAAACGACUGCUUCACAUCAAAGGUCGCCGGGCCAUCAGAGCCACCGAGGUUGAGAUGACCUGGGCUAGCUUCAACAAGGGGGACUGCUUCAUUAUUGAUCUGGGAAAGGAUAUCUACCAGUGGUGCGGCAGCGAGUGCAACCGCUACGAGAGGCUGAAGGCCUCCCACAUGGCCAUCCACAUCCGAGACAACGAGAGGAACGGCCGAGCUAAGCUGCACAUGGUGGACGAGGGCCAAGAGCCGCAGGCCAUCACGGAGGUGCUGGGACCCAAACCUGCCAUUGCACCAAGCACUCCUGAUGAUGAGAAGGUGGAGGCCUCCAAUAGGAAGAAGGGCGCCCUCUACAUGAUCUCCGAUGCUUCGGGUUCCAUGAAGUUGACUGUGGUGGCCGCAUCCAGCCCCUUCAAACAGGCCAUGUUGUCAUCCGACGAGUGUUACAUUCUGGAUAACGGAGUGGACAAGAACAUAUUUGUUUGGAAAGGUCCAAAGGCCAACGUGUCAGAGCGCAAAGCCGCCAUGUCAGCAGGCCAGAAGUUCAUUAAAGACAAAGGGUACAGCAACAAGUGCCAGCUGCAAGUGCUUCCCGCAGGAGCCGAGACAAUCCUCUUCAAGCAGUUCUUCAGUGACUGGAAGGACAAAGACCAGACCACCGGGCCGAGUCAGGCUUACACUAUUGGCCGCAUCGCUAAAGUGGAUCAGGUGCCCUUUGACGCCUCCAGCCUGCACUCCAAUAAGGCCAUGGCAGCUCAGCAUGGCAUGGUCGACGAUGGCACGGGCAAGUUCCAGAUUUGGCGUGCGGAGAACGGUGAAAUGGUUCCUGUAGAUCCUGCAUCGUACGGCCACUUCUAUGGCGGCGACUGUUACAUCAUCCUCUACACCUACAAGACAGGACAACUGAUUUACACUUGGCAGGGGCUGAAGGCGACGCAGGAUGAAUUGACUGCUUCAGCGUUUCUCACCGUCAAGUUGGAUGACUCAAUGGGAGGAUCACCAGUUCAGGUGAGAGUGACUCAGGGCCAGGAGCCCCCUCACUUGAUGAGCCUGUUCAAGGGCAGACCCAUGAUCAUCCACAGCGGAGGAACAUCACGUAAAGGUGGACAGACCCAAUCUGGCAGCACUCGCCUCUUCCACAUCCGCCAGAGCACCUCCCACGCUACCCGGGCCGUGGAGGUUGAUGUUUCCGCUUCCAACCUGAACACCAAUGACGUGUUUGUGCUGAAGUCACCGAGCGGUCUGUUUGUGUGGCGAGGCGUGGGCGCCAGCGACAACGAGAUGGAGGCCGCCAAGCACGUGGUGGGCUUCCUCGGAGGAAGCGCCAGCCAUGUUGCCGAGGGAAAAGAGCCAGCUGCAUUCUGGACCGCUCUGGGUGGCAAAAAGGAAUACCAGACAUCCAAGACUCUGCAGAACAUGAUCAAGCCACCACGCCUGUUUGGCUGCUCCAACAAAACCGGACGACUCACUGUUGAAGAAGUUCCUGGAGAUUUCACUCAGACUGACUUGGCCACGGAUGAUGUCAUGAUUCUAGAUACUUGGACCCAACUCUUCCUUUGGAUCGGCAAUGAAGCGAACGCACAGGAAAGGACCGGAGCUCCCAAAUUAGCAAGGGAAUAUCUGGAUUCAGACCCGUCCGGCCGCAAGGGGCUGCCCAUCACCACCAUCAAGCAGGGAGCGGAGCCGCCAAUUUUCACCGGCUGGUUCCACGCCUGGGACCCCAAGAUGUGGGAGACGGAUCCCUUGGACAGAAUCCGCGCUCGAUUCUGAACAGCAAAAUCUUUCGCCAACUUUGCACUUAUUUAGCUCCAUUUGCCAUUUUGGUUGUUUUACCUCUAAUCCCGAAGUGCCAAAAGCAAAGAUGUAAUCAGAUUUAAAGGCGGGGAGUGCUUUUUAGAAAAUGAUGCUUUUGACAAUUGGAUUUUUUAUUUUUAUUUUUUGCAUUCAACAAUGAGUCAUCCUCAUUUGACCACUUUUUAUUGUUUUAAAAAAAAAAAACUUUAUGCUAUGCAAAAUAAUUUUAGACAGUGCACUUAGUUAAUAUCAACCUACUUUUUUACCACCAUACACACCAUUCGAUCCAUUGUUUCCACACUUUAGUUCAUGCCGGAUUGUUGCGCUUACUAGAAGUUGCAUGCUGCAUUUUUAUCCUGCUGUAAAACGUGUCGAAGUAUAUGCAUGCACACAUUAAGCACUGUGUCCAUGAAAUACUCUCAUGGGUGGCUUUAAAAUAAAACUCUUUUGAGUUAAAACACA